AGAGCAUCCACAAGCUGAAGGAGAAAGCCAAGAAGCGGAAGGGCCGAGGCUUCGGGUCAGGUGAGGACCACCCAACACCCUCUGCCCUCCUGCACCCGCCAGGGUCCGGGCCGGACGGGGAGGAGCCGGGCCCGCAGAGGUCGGUGGAGGGCUGGAUCCUCUUUGUCACGGGGGUUCAUGAGGAGGCAACAGAAGAAGACAUCCACGACAAAUUCGCCGAGUACGGCGAGAUAAAAAACAUCCACCUGAACCUCGACAGACGGACGGGCUACCUGAAGGGAUAUACUCUGGUCGAGUACGAAACCUAUAAAGAGGCGCAGGCGGCCAUGGAGGGGCUGAACGGCCAGGAGCUGAUGGGGCAGCCCAUCAGCGUGGAUUGGUGCUUCGUGAGAGGGCCCCCGAAAGGAAAGAGAAGGUAA
This is a messenger RNA of Fulmarus glacialis (Northern fulmar), 419 nucleotides long. RefSeq names its product RNA binding motif protein 8A (gene RBM8A). The annotation marks the transcript as partial. NCBI's taxonomy places the organism in Eukaryota, Metazoa, Chordata, Aves, Procellariiformes, Procellariidae. Gene Ontology annotation, biological process: RNA splicing. The transcript is spliced from 4 exons. Gene Ontology annotation, cellular component: cytoplasm; exon-exon junction complex; nucleus. Gene Ontology annotation, molecular function: mRNA binding. The record is from RefSeq and is a predicted model, not a curated record.